Messenger RNA from Zasmidium cellare ATCC 36951, 909 nucleotides. RefSeq lists its product as uncharacterized. Lineage: Eukaryota; Fungi; Ascomycota; Dothideomycetes; Mycosphaerellales; Mycosphaerellaceae. Gene Ontology annotation, molecular function: oxidoreductase activity. Gene Ontology annotation, cellular component: cytosol. The record is from RefSeq and is a predicted model, not a curated record. The transcript is spliced from 2 exons. The coding region runs from base 1 to 909 and encodes 302 amino acids.
AUGUCCCAAAACCCCAAAGCCAAACUCUUCAACAACGGCACAAAUUUCACGCCCACAAUCCACAAAGACACAUACGCCUACAUCGACCCCACGCAACUCGACCUGUCCGGCCGCGCAGUCUUCAUAACCGGCGCCUCGAAGGGGAUCGGAAAAGAAACCGCAAUCAGCUAUGCCAAAGCGGGGGCUUCCUACAUCGCCAUCGCGGCGCGCUCGGGGAUGGAUGAGCUCGAGGGGAGUAUGAUCAAGGCGGCGAAGGAGGCUGGACGAAACGAACCGAAGGUGUUGAAACUUGUGUUGGAUGUGACGAGUGAGGAGAGUGUGCAGAAAGCGGCGGAGAGCACGGAGAGGGAGUUUGGGAGACUUGAUAUUUUGGUCAACAAUGCUGGAUAUCUUGAGCCGUUCGUACCGAUCACCGAGUCCAAGGUCGAGGAGUGGUGGAAGGUUUGGGAGAUCAACAUCAAGGGCCCAUAUCUCGUAACCCGCGCUCUUCUGCCUCUCCUGCUCAAGACCUCGGACAGCCUUCGGACCAUCUUGAACGUCUCUUCCAUCGGCGCGCAACUUAUCGGGGCAGGUGCAUCAGGAUACCAGACUAGCAAGCUCGCCUUGCUCCGAUUUGGAGAGUUCCUGAACAGUGACUACAAGGACCAAGGCGUCCUUUCAUUCGGUAUCCAUCCAGGUGGUGUGCCGACUGAGCUGGCUUUGGGGAUGCCGAAACAGUUCCAGGGUGGGUUGAUCGACACACCGGAACUAGCAGCAGAUUCGAUGGUUUGGCUUACUGCUGAGAGGAGAGAGUGGCUGGCCGGGAGGUAUGUUUCCGUGAACUGGGAUAUGAAGGAGUUCCUGGACAAGCGGGCCAAGAUCGAGGAGCAGAAUCUCUUGAAGGUGCGGAUGGAUGUCGGGAUGGAUUGA